AUGGCCUCAGGAAAGGACAAAGAUACAAUCGACCUCUAUGACGGCGAUAUCGACCUGCUCGAUUAUGGGGAUGACCUCGAGGCAGAUCUCCUCGAUGGUGACCUGGCGGGUGUCGGAGGCUAUGACGACCUCGAGUUGGGCGCCGAAGACGAACUGGAACUCGACUUACUUCCCCUGGACGCCGUCUCGUCCUCCACGUCCUCCAACAAGAAGGCUGCUGCUGACCAGAACGGGACGGCGACCGCUUCUGCCACGAAAGGAGGGCAGGGUACUGCCGGUACCUAUGGCGGCGAUGUCGCGUACGACGAGACUGACUACACCGCCGAGGUUGACGCGUCUGUAGCCGAGGGCGCGAGCUCAAAAACCAACAAUAACCAAUCAACUUCGAAUGACGAAAACCGGGACGCGUCGCCCUUUUCAGCAACCACCUCACAUAAACCCCAACCUUACAACGGAAGUCAUAGCGAAACCGAGCUCGGAGGUAUUAAUCGGCAGAGUUCCAGUCCAUCCGACGAUCGUUCCUCGUACAACAACAACUACAACAACAGCGCGUCGUCUUCACCGCGCGGAGAUGGGCGAAGUGGUGGAUUGAGAGGCCGUGGAAAUCAAGGAUAUGGCACUGGCACUGGUCGUGGAAACUACCAGGGCGGUAGAGGAGGAAACAUGCUGGGCAUGGGCAUGAGCCAACAGCAGAUAUAUGCUAUGCAGCAGAUGGGCAUGAACAUGAACAUGGGCAUGGGUAUGAACAGUGGACGCUAUUCUGGUGAUGGAUACGGCAACCAGGGAAUGGGAUACCCUUACAAUAGUGGAGCAGGCAUGGGUGGCGGUGGUGGUGCUGGUACUCCUGGCAGGACGAUUCACAUCAACCCAAAGUUCCAGAACCGUGCUGGAGUUCCAGCGAUCCCAGGAGCAACAACAGCAUCAACAGCACAGUGCCAGCAGGACUGGAUCGUGCGCUUGGUCAAGAACAACGGCAGGGGUCCCGACAGUUCCACCAAGAUUCUGGAAAUGGUCAAUCGCCGGGCCGAGGAAACCAGUUGUCGCGGUCUGGAUCCCAAGACAGGUUCGAUGGCGAUCGGGCGAAGCGAUUCGAGAGAUAGACGUGACCAACAGGGCGGCAGCGGAUAUGAGCGAGGAGGACGUUCGGAUAGUUCAUACCGUUCCCCUGGAAGUUCAGAACGAGAUUUCGGCCAAGGAUUGUCGACAAGCAGAGACUUUAGCAGCCGGUCAGGAGAUUCUCCAAGGACCCCACAGCCGCAAUCGCCCUUGCCUUCGUAUAACAAUGGCAGCAACCGCCCAUCACCCAUCAUUGGAGGAGGAAGUCCAGGAUCGAUUUCCAGCCGGUUGACGCCUGUUCUCAAGCGUGCAGGUGGAGGAUCGGUGGAGGAGUCUCAGAAGGCACAUAAAUCCAGUGGUGUAAGCACUCCUCGUAGCGAACACAGCCGAUCGAGUACCGGUCAGGGAUAUGGAUCUGAUGCGGGAUCUGUGUCAUUUUUGAGGGACCGUCGGGACGUUGGUGAUGGCGGCGAGGACGGCCCACAGCAAAGACAGCCCGAGCAAGCGUCGUCAUCGAGUAAUGCGGUGCCUACAGGAUUUGUCAGAGUCGAUAACAUACCCGAUUCUGUCUCUGACACUUCGAUUCGUCAGCUUGCCCACGGUAUCUCUGGCGUCGGCCGUGUUCUUACUGUCUCCAAGAAGGGCGAUCGGACGAUCGUUCUCGGAUUUGCAUCAGUCGACGAAGCCAAGACAUCGAUCGAAGGAUCAUUGGUCACUGUGACCUUGACCUCGGCUUGA
Linnemannia hyalina is the source of this 1794-nucleotide messenger RNA. The record is from the annotation of a GenBank genome assembly. NCBI's taxonomy places the organism in Eukaryota, Fungi, Mortierellomycota, Mortierellomycetes, Mortierellales, Mortierellaceae.